ACUCCGGCACAGAGAGAGAACAUUCAUGACUCACUUCCACUGCUCUGUCAUUUCCUCAUUGCUUUGUUAUUAAUUUGCUUAAUAAGGGUUGCAGGAAACAAAAGUUCAGACUGAUUUUUGACUCUCUGUCUCUCUUAGAUGGUAAAGUGUAUGCGUUGGGUGGAAUGGGAGCCGACACGACCCCUCAGGCCACGGUGAGACUGUAUGAGGCGACGAAGGACCAGUGGCUGCCCCUCACCUCUAUGCCCACCCCUCGAUAUGGAGCGUUCUCCUUCCUGCGCGGAAACAAGAUCUACGUCCUGGGUGGGCGUCAGGGAAAGCUGCCAGUGACUGCAUUCGAGGCUUUCGAUCUUGAGAUGAAGAGCUGGACGAGGUACCCGUCUAUCCCCAGCCGCAGAGCGUUCUCGUCGAAUGCUGCCAGUGACAGAGCCUUCUUCAGCCUCGGCGGCCUUCAGCAGCCCGGACCACACAACUUUUACUCCAGACCUCACUUUGUCUCCACUGUAGAGGAAUUUGAUUGUGAGCAGGGUGUGUGGUUGAAGGCCACGCGGAGCUGUCGGAUGAGAGAGAAGCGGGCAGACUUUGUAGCUGGUUGUCUCGGUGGACGGGUCAUUGCUGCAGGAGGACUCGGUAACCAGCCAUCCCCGCUGGCAUCAGUGGAGUGUUAUAAUCAGCUGAAGAGGAGAUGGGAACCCGUUGCCCCUUUACCCAGCCCUCGCUGCUCCUGUGCCUCCAUUCAGACCCCCAACAUGCUCUUUCUCAUCGGAGGGGUGUCGCAGGGUCCCAGUAACGCUGUGGAAGCCCUCUGUUUGAAAGAGACUGUCUGACAAACACACAUACAAAUGAACAGCUACACAGAUCCUCACAUGCUGGACUUUCCAAAGUGUAAGCUCUGCAAUCACACACACAUACACACAUACUCUGACGUCAUGCUGAUGUGUUUGUCUCUGACAAAUAACUCACAGACUUUCCCUCAGAGGACACAUCAGCUUUAUACUUCGAAUAUUGGAGACAAUCUACUGGAGCUUGAACAACGGUCCACAUCUCUGGGCAGAAGAGUUACGGACUGGAGAUUUAAGACAAGCAAAAAAUACAUAAUAAUUAAUCCAACCUAUAUACAUAUAUAUUUACUAUAGCACUGUAUUAAUAAAUAUAUUUAUUAAUAGAGCGAAUAUUAAAUAACACAUAUAUAGAUGUCCAGAACUACACAGACAGGCACACGCAACACUCCAGGCGCCUUUGAACUGUACUGCAUUUUUCAGAAUCAAAGCAGGGUAAUUUUCUGGCAAACUAAAGAGGAACUUAGGGCCAUAUAUCCACCACGCUGCCGCAGCCCGUCUGGGGUGGUAUGUUUAGCACUUUUUGUACUAUUGACAAACAGAGGAUCCUCGGCGUGAGACUUCAGAAAUGGGAGGCGGAUGCUUGAACGUGUGUGUUUUUUGUACCUUCGCAGUCAUGCACGUGUGAAACUGAGCAUUAGGGUGAGUGGAAAAUGGCGGAUCACUGAUGCCUCACUGUAGUAUAAGAUGAGAGUGUAUUUAAUCUUGACGGUUAUUUAAAGGAAUGUUCUGGGUUCAAAAUCAUCCAAGUAUAAGAGUGUCUCUGACAUACAGUGAGAAGCACUAUCAGUAACGUUAGUGUGUUUCUCAGUUGGUGAAAACAAAAAUGUGUUUGCAGUAAUGCAAUAAUAUUAAUAUUAUAUUUAUAUAAUAGAUGGUUAUAUCAUGAUCAUAUUAAAGAAAUAGUUUGCCCCAAAAUAAAAAUAAAAAUGUUCUAAACCCAUAAGACUUUUGUUUAUGCACAUUAACGCAGCAUUUUAAAAUAUUCUGAUACCUACAAUAGAUCAAAAUUUAAGUCUAUCUGCUGUAAAAUAAAAAAAAUAAAAAAGUGCAUCAGUUUAGUGUUUUAUUGACACAAAAGUAGAGCUUCAGUUCCUACAGUUUAUGUUGAUUCUGUCCCUUUAUUGUUGUUUAAAGUAGUGCACAAGUGUGUAUUUCCAGUAUUUAAAUGCCUAAAGAAAUAAAUAGGAUUCUUUCUGUUUUAACAGUUCACAUAAACACAACACAUAUGCAUUGUGGUUCUUUAGAUAUUUAGUCAAUUAAGACUUCCUUGCUAUAGUCUUGUGCAAUACAAGUUAUUUGUUAUUUGCACAAAGCAUUUGCAUUGCUUUAGGAUUUGGAAUUAAACUACUGUAGUGACAUGGAUUCACUUAACUGAAUUAUUUGAAGCUUGACAUUUUGGGGUGAGCAGAGUUUAAAUGUAAUUUCAGAAAUCUCUCUAGUUUCAUCAAAAUAUUGCCGGUGUCAUGAAGAUAUUUGAAAGUCUUGUGGGUUUUAAACAAACUGAAAAGUAAAUUAUGGCAAUUUUUUUUAUGCCUUUAACUGCCCCACCAACAAAAAAAAUUGCAUUGCAUUUCUUAACUCCUAAUGUUGCUAGUUAACAAACUUCAAUGCACAUCAACACACGUUUCUCAAAUGUCAAGCAUUUGGUAGAGUUUGAUAUGUUGGUUUAUGGUAAAAGUACCGGAAUUAAUACAUAGAAAACUAAAAAUCAGGAAAUAUGAAGUGUAAGACCUUUUUAUCUGUAAUAAAUAAUCAAAAUAAAACA
Messenger RNA from Danio rerio (zebrafish), 2607 nucleotides. The record is from RefSeq and is a predicted model, not a curated record. Lineage: Eukaryota; Metazoa; Chordata; Actinopteri; Cypriniformes; Danionidae.